Penicillium macrosclerotiorum is the source of this 939-nucleotide messenger RNA. Its product is annotated as fumarylacetoacetate hydrolase family protein. Lineage: Eukaryota; Fungi; Ascomycota; Eurotiomycetes; Eurotiales; Aspergillaceae. Bases 1 to 939 code for a protein of 312 amino acids. The record is from RefSeq and is a predicted model, not a curated record. Gene Ontology annotation, molecular function: catalytic activity. The transcript has 3 exons.
AUGGCCAGCUUCUCAGUAAGUGUAACCAUUGGCACCCGGCCAAUUGCCCCCAAAUGGUCAAUGCGACUGCCUAAGGAUGGCCAGAUCUACUACGGCGAUGCCAUUCUGCCCCCGGGGGUGAGUGAUAUUGUCCAAGCCACCCAGGCCAAAGUCAUCCAGGGCGAUAUUUUCGGUCAACAUCAGGUCACCGAUCAGAUUGCAGACGUGCGCAUGCUCCUUGCUCCUUUGGCACGGAAGGACAUCGGCACUGUUCGCUGCCUCGGGUUGAAUUACGAGCAGCAUGCCAAGGAGUCCAACCUGCCAAUUCCCAAGUAUCCUGUGCUAUUCUUCAAGCCCGUCACAUCAAUUGCGGGGCCCACGGAUGACAUCCCUGUUGCCUCAAUUGCCCAGGAGGGCGAGGGCCUGGACUACGAGUGUGAACUGGUCAUCAUCAUCGGCAAGGCGGCCAAGGAUGUGUCCGAGAGCCAGGCCCUGGACUAUGUGCUCGGUUACGCUGUGGGCAAUGAUGUUUCCCAUCGGGACUGGCAGAUCAAGCGUGGCGGAGGCCAAUGGGGUCUGGGCAAGGGCUUCGACGGCUGGGCACCCUUUGGCCCGGGAAUUGUCUCCUCCAAGCUAAUUCCGGAUCCGAAUGCCCUGCACAUCUCGACGACUUUGAACGGCCAGACUGUUCAGUCUUCCUCGACCAAGGACAUGAUCUUUGGGGUCGCGAAGACUAUCGCCUUCCUGUCUCAGGGAACUACUCUCCUGCCCGGAGACAUGAUUUUCACAGGAACUUCCUUCUUCGCUAACUCGGGAGGAUCAUCAAGACCGCAAGGUGUAGGCAUGGGUCGCAAGCCAGCUCUCUGGCUAAAGGACGGGGAUCAGGUGCAGGUAUCGUUGCAGGGAGUGGGCUCCUGCACCAACCGUGUGGUCUAUGACAAGCCUGGCCCUAAACUGUAA